AUGUUAAGGUGUAUUUUAGUGUUGUUUUUCCUCGGUUAUGUUUCUGGAGAGAACAUUGAAGAGUUCGUUAAUCAGGGGAUCAGUUCGAGAGAUGGAUUAUCCAGCUUUUCGGAGUUUGCAGAACCGAAAAUGCCUGCUUUUAGCAAAGCGGAGGUACACGAGAACGUCAAGACUUACAUCGUGACUAAAAGAGUGCCUAUGCCUUAUCCCGUACACGUCGAGAAGAAAGUACCUUUCCCCGUCAAAGUGCCAGUCAGGAGACCGUACACUGUAUUCGUACCGAAACCUUAUAUAGUAGAGGUAACGAAACCAAUCCCGUAUCCGUUCAAAGUACAAGUACCGCAACCCUACACGAUCGAAAAACACAUUCCCGUUCCGUAUAAAGUACCAGUCGAUAAACCAUAUCCUGUUCAUGUCAGUAAUCCAAUACCGAUAUUAGUGGAAAAGAAAGUGCCUUAUACAGUAGAAAAGCAUAUACCUUACCAAGUAAAAAUUCCAUAUGAAAGGCCUUACGCAGUUCACAUCCCAUUCGACAAACCUCUAUUCUAUCCAGUAGAAAGACCUGUACCGAUACCUAUGAAAAUAUCCGUUAAAAGCCCUAUGCUUCAGCAAGUACAAUCGUACAACGAGAAACCAGUUAAACAAACGGAUGUAGAUGACUUUUCGCAACAACAACAUCAACAGCAGCAGCAGCAGCAGCAGCAGCAGGUGCAACAUCAGCAGCAGCAACAACAACAACAGCCGCAGCAGCAGCAAAAGCAGCAGCAACAAAACUACCACCACCAACAACACCAGCAGAUGCAAUAUCAGCAACAACAAAAACAACAACAACAACAACUUAAGCCAGUGCAAGUAAUCAGUUCCUCGAAAAUCAACAAUUUCACACCUAGCACUUACGACGCCGAGACGUCAAAUAUAAUAACGCAAGGUAAACACAAGGUAAUUUCGUUUCUUCCAGGCUCCCAAGAUUCGUACUCAUCAUCGACUCCAAUAGAUUUUGGAACGAUCCAUGUAUCGGGGAUCAAGGCAAGUAGUAUGGAAAAUUCCAGCGAUUGGAUACCAAAACAGCAAUUUGUAUUACCGUCUAAGCAACCGAUCGCAUAUUCAACUCAAGCCGGCACCCAUUACAGAUAUGUCCUGCCGGAUGUGAAAACUGCAAGCAGUUUCUCAAACGUAGGUAGAGGAACCAAACCUUCCCUUCAAAAGGAAGCAUAUACGCUCAAAUUUGAUCCAAAGAAGCAAGAAUAUAAGUUCGAAUUCGCUCCGGUGAAAGAGCAAUAUCACAUAAAAUAUGAAACAAAGAAACCCGAAUACUCUAAUCACAAUACACCUCUAUUCGAAGUCAAAGCUCCGCAGUUUGCACCGACGAAAGCUCCCAACUCUCAGCAUCAAGAAAUGUUGAGUCAGAGUUUCAAGUCGGUUGUAGAGGUAGAUAAGGAUAAGCCAACUAGAAAUUACCAGUUUUACAACAUUCAUCCUCAGAAAGGAUCACAGUCGAGCGCUUCUUCAGGAAUCAGUUUCCAGAAGGUUGAAUCAAGUGAGAUAGGAGAGGCAACGGCAGCUUCCGAAAUCAAGAAUUACACAGAGGAAAACGGCGUUAGGAUUCAAUAUAUCACCCAAAGAUACCCAACAUUUGAACAAAGCCCUCAGUAUAGUCAACAAAUAGAGCAGAUUCAUCAAACAUUACCUCCGAGCUAUUACGACGAGCAGCAGCCCCAGGCGUCGCAGGAGCAUGCGACGUUCGAUCAACAAUUGCUAUACACAGAAAAAUACUUGCCGGAAGAAGAAAAACAACAGGAUUACCGCAGUAUGGCCUAUCAGACGACACAGGAGGUAUAUCCUUCGGAAGACUACUAUUCAGGUUUUAGCCCAGUACAAACAACGCCCCAGGAUUACGAGAGCGAACCUAACGAAUACAAAUACGAUGGUCUCCCUCGGACCAACAGCCAUACAGGGGCAUCGGACGAUUUUCACCACCUAGGGUCGUACGAAAGCACGACGACUCCGACUACUCAAACCGUUCCGACUGCGCCGUCGACCGCGCUUCCUCUUUCUACAGAAAACACGAAGGAAUCAACACAAGAGUCAGUCCCAACUAAUUCCAGAAGCACCGAAGUUUACACAGACGCAGCUACAAGAAAAUCGAGAAAGAGGCCCCAAAGGAGGAGGCAACAAGAAAAGACGGAUUAA
This is a messenger RNA of Cimex lectularius (bed bug), 2190 nucleotides long. RefSeq names its product probable serine/threonine-protein kinase yakA. The transcript is spliced from 3 exons. Lineage: Eukaryota; Metazoa; Arthropoda; Insecta; Hemiptera; Cimicidae. The record is from RefSeq and is a predicted model, not a curated record. Bases 1 to 2190 code for a protein of 729 amino acids.